AUGACGUCACUUUUGGGUACUUUCCAUUAUAAGUUAGUUAUACUGUUUGGGUUUACAGUAUGUAUUUUCUUUGCCACCUUUGUUGUGGGUCUCAUUGGAAAUGGGCUUGUCAUAUUUCUGACUGGCUGCAGAAUGAAGACAACCGUCAACUCCAUUUGGUUUCUCAACUUGGCGAUUGCAGACUUAAUUUCCUUGUUAUCCUCUUUAAUCCUAGCAUUUCUCUUAGUUAACCAGUGGUACAGUCUCUUAAUGAUUUGCAUUUUCAUAAUAACAGUAAAUCUAAAUCAGUUUGCUAGUAUUUAUUUUCUAGUAGUUAUUAGUCUGGACCGAUGCCUGUGCACAUGGAUGGCUGUUUGGGCUCAAAAUAAACAAACUUUACUUAAAGCCAGGAUCAUCUGCAUGCUUGUGUGGGUUUCAUCCAUCGGCUUCUGCAUUCCUUUCUUUGGAGUCACUAUCUUUACUUUUACGUCUCUUAUCACAUUUGCAUUUAUAGUGGGCUUCCUCAUCCCCUUUCUGAUCAUUGUAACAUCAUAUAUAGCUAUUGGAGUACAAAUCAAACGCUUCAAAAGGGGAAAGCAGCUCAGGUUGUACCGGCUAAUUAUAACCGUAAUCCGCUUUUUCAUAUGUUGGUUUCCAUGCUAUGUUUGUAGUAUUUAUUUAAUAACCACAGAAGAAAAUAACUGGAGUGCCAGUGAUCAAGUUGUAUUCAAGACAGUGAUAAUGAUAAUUUAUCUCAACAGCUGUCUGAACCCCUUUCUCUAUGUGUUCAUGUGUGAUGAGUAUAAAAAGAAGCUCAAACAGUCUCUGCUGCUGGUGCUGGAGACGGCUUUUCAUGAGGAUCAUCUGGACUUUAAGGCAGAUGCAAAAGGACGAGCAGGACAUGAAAACCAAACUUGAAUGGACCAGCAUCAUUAUAUAAUUAUCACCAUUGCAACAACCUGGAUCUAAUAGUAACUUGUCAACAAUGUGUAUGAUCAUUUUCAUGACUCUAUGCAAAAGCUCAUUUUGUUAUGAUGAUUUCUGUUCAAACUUUAUUCUGAAUAAAACCA
Messenger RNA from Onychostoma macrolepis, 1049 nucleotides. Its product is annotated as C3a anaphylatoxin chemotactic receptor-like. Gene Ontology annotation, biological process: phospholipase C-activating G protein-coupled receptor signaling pathway; complement receptor mediated signaling pathway; inflammatory response. NCBI's taxonomy places the organism in Eukaryota, Metazoa, Chordata, Actinopteri, Cypriniformes, Cyprinidae. Gene Ontology annotation, cellular component: plasma membrane. Gene Ontology annotation, molecular function: complement receptor activity; G protein-coupled receptor activity. The record is from RefSeq and is a predicted model, not a curated record.